AUGGAGCAAGAGCGCACCCGCACCACACCAGAGGGUCGAAUCGCACGACAAUGUGUGGAUGAGCUUGUUCAGCUUAAGUUAGAUCACCAGUCCACCUUUGACUCUGCACUUCGGGUUCGUGCAUUACAAUCCCUGCGAACGCUCCCGAUUUUGUCUACCGAUGAAGAUCCACACUUUAUUGUAAGCAUGCGUGCGCUCCGCGUUGCCGCGUACUUCGGCGAUGUGCAGUCUCCAUCGACAUUUGCGUUGCUUAACCAUAUCACCAAGCACACUUAUAUGUUGGAUGGGUUUAAUUUAUAUCAGCUAAUGGUCACUUUGUCGGAUCUUCAACAUCCACAAACAGUUGAACUACUGAACAUUCUACGACCUCGCAUUCAUCAAGUAGUGCUUAAUUAUGACAUCACUGCGGCAGAAGUUGUGCUUUUUUUGCGUGUACUUCACAAGUACCAUAUCGAUGACUCGGAGUUGAUUCAAAAGCUCGCAAACAUUAUACAGUACACGAUCUCAGACCUUUCUCUAGUGGAUGUCACGCGAUGCAUUUCUGCGCUGCCCUUUACACGUAGUGUGGAGAUCACACAAAGGAUCCUCACAACCGCCGAGGAAAAGCUGUGCGAGUUACUGGAUGAAGCUGUGACAAACUACAAGGUGUACUGUGGGGGCCUUCAUGACGGGUUUGAGUCUCUAUCCACGUCAUUUUAUACUGAUGAUGGAGCGAAUGGAAGGGCAAGCAAGCGAAAUGAGGUUCAGACAAUGCUUUUAAUCAAUGCCAAGAGAAGCCGUACACUUAUUCAAGAGCUAUCUAACACUCUGAUUUGGGCCCGCCAGGCACCACGUCGGCUGAUAAAUGGGCUCCUUUCCACAGCACUCGUGUAUUCGGAAAGUAUAAAUUCUCAGGAAAUUUUGAAAGGCCUCAUCGAAAAAGGUGAGAUUCAGACAACAUCUGCCGAGACAACUGAGAUGUCUGGCUCGUCGUCUGUUGUACCCCCUGUUCCGUUUGAACCUAAGCCAAAAGGUAUCCAAGCUCCACACCAGACUGUGCCUUCCUUCUCACGCCAUGACAUUUGUUUACUGAUGAAAGCACUCUGUGAAGUGCAUUACCGUCACGAGCGUGCAUUUCUCAUUUUAGCCAGCCGUGCGGUUACUGCUAGAUCUUACCCGCAAGGCAAUAAUACUACUCAGGAGGAACUGCUUUCGAGUGAUUCUCCACCACUUAAUGCCUUACCACCUACGACACUUCUAAGGAUCAUUCAAGAUCUAAGCUUGGUAGUUGAGUGUUUAGCAUACUUUUACUUAGUCCAUGCAAGGUGUACAGUAGCCGCGCUUCUGCAGGAAGUAAAUAGUGUUUUAUGCAAUGCCAUCAAUCCGCUCCUGACGACCCAGGCGGUAGAGGCUUUGAGUCGACUUCUGGUGAGCCUGGCGCGUCUGCAUUACCCAGCUGCCGCGGUCGCCGCUGGGGAGAGUAGCGAUGUUUCGGUUCUGGAGUCGAUAUGCACAUGUGAGGCCAUUACACGCUACUGUAUGAGUCCCUAUUGCGCGCAGGAUAUUUUAUUGGCCUCACAUCUUCUUAGUGGGGUGGUCCAAGUCAGUGUUCAGCUACAGUUACCCCAGGGUACGACUGCUGCUCUUUCUUUGUCUGUCCAAAAACGGAGCGUUCUAGUGUCGCAUUUGUUAAAGGCAUUGUCACCUUCCAUUCCCAAUACCUCUGUUAGCCGGACACUGCCAUCGAUGUCCGAUUCCGUUCCCCUGAAUCACGUAAUGAAUGAAAUAACUGCAUCCAUAGAACUGAUUCAGGCUAAUCCAUCUGUGUUUGAUUUAUCAGUUAUAGAUCCUGCACUGAAAAUAAUAAAAGGACGUUGA
Phytomonas sp. Hart1 is the source of this 1857-nucleotide messenger RNA. The record is from the annotation of a GenBank genome assembly. NCBI's taxonomy places the organism in Eukaryota, Euglenozoa, Kinetoplastea, Trypanosomatida, Trypanosomatidae.